AUGUCCGCUAUUUCGGUACCACAGACCACCGGAAAUGUACCAAAGGCCACCGGAAAUGUUCACAGACCACUGCUCCAAAAACCACUGGCAAUGUACUACAGACCACUGGAAAUGCAUCAAAGACCACUGGUAAUGUACAAACAAAGACCACUGGUAAAUGUAUCACAGACCACUGGAAAUGCUCCAAAGACCACUGGAAGUGCUCCAAAGACCACUGGAAAUAUAUCACAGACCACUGGUAAUGCUCAUGCACUAAAGACCACCGGAAAUGUUCCACAGACCACUAGUAAUGCACUAAAGACUACUGGUAAUGCACCAAAGACAACCGGAAAUGUACCACAGACUACUGGAAAUGCACCAAAGACUACCAGAAAUGUAAAUCGAGGUUAG
Molecule: messenger RNA, 390 nt
Organism: Dentiscutata erythropus
Lineage: Eukaryota; Fungi; Glomeromycota; Glomeromycetes; Diversisporales; Gigasporaceae
Source: the annotation of a GenBank genome assembly